This is a messenger RNA of Rhopilema esculentum, 5897 nucleotides long. RefSeq names its product nitric oxide synthase-like protein. Gene Ontology annotation, biological process: nitric oxide biosynthetic process. The record is from RefSeq and is a predicted model, not a curated record. Lineage: Eukaryota; Metazoa; Cnidaria; Scyphozoa; Rhizostomeae; Rhizostomatidae. Gene Ontology annotation, molecular function: nitric-oxide synthase activity; calmodulin binding; heme binding.
CACAGUCUAGUAGACGAUACAAGGUGUUGCACACUGAAUGCCAUGUCAAGGAGGAAAACUUAUUGUGUCAGGGCUGUUGUUUAUAUAACAAGAUUUUGUUGUUUGCAGCCAUAAGAUUACUUGGAAACAGAUGUCUGCAACUGCUACCCGUCUUGUCCAAUUUGGGAAUAUCGGUUUUGAUUCAGCACGAAUUUGAUAUAGUUGAGGAAAUCGACUCUGGUGAAAUGUUGGCAAAAGUGAAUGUUCUAAAGUGAGAAUUAUAACAAACGCAACAGCAGCUGUUAUAAGAAAUAAAAUUCUGCUGAAUCACACAAAUACCAUGGAUAGAAGCAAAAAGCUCAGAAUGCUGGGAUCAGAGUCUGUGGAGUAUUCCGUGAGAAAACGAAUAUCAUUGGUUAAACGAAAACUUGGAGGUCUGGGUUUUCUUAUCCGCAACUGCAAUUCAGCGCCAAUGAUAUGGAAUGUUGUAAAAGGAGGCGAAGCCGAGGCAAGAGGCAUAGAAGUUGGAUACGUGAUUGAGACCGGUGGCUUGUCGUAUGACCAGGUAGUUGAUAAGCUUGCUAGGGUGACAGUUGGAAGAACGGUGACAAUAAGUUUCAAAGCAGUCGUGAAGAAGCAUCGAAACGCGAAAUCCUCUGCAACUAAGAUGGACAACAAACAGACGGAGGAAGAUCCGCAAACAAUCCACGGCACCAGAGACGAAUCACUCUCUAAUGGAAAAGCAGGUACAAAGACAGAGACAAACCAUCAUCAAAAUGGAGUUACCCCGAGUUAUUCAAAUCUUGGUACCAGGGGAUCCUUCGUGACAACAGAAAAGCAAUACUUCAAACUGGAAAACUUUAUAACAAACAAGCAGACUAUUGAUACACUUCAUCAGCGCUCGGAGGGGGUUCACUGCACAAAGAAAUCAUGUCUUGGAUCUAUGAUGCAACCAACACUUCGUCCAUAUGGAAAAAUGCGCCCCAAAGAGGAAAUAGCAAAAGAGGCAGUACAGUUGCUAAAAGAUUACUUCAAGUCAAUUAAAAAAAAUGAUACUGCUGAUGAGGCCAGCCGCAUAUCUGCCGCAAUGAAGGAGAUUGAAGAGCGUGGUACCUAUGAGCUAGAACUGAAAGAGCUGAUUUUUGGCGCUAAAAAUGCAUGGCGCAAUGCUGCCAGAUGUAUUGGUAGAAUUCAAUGGAACAAGUUGCAGGUAUUUGAUGCUCGUGACGUCACAACUGCACGUGGGAUGUUCGAUAUGAUCUGCAAGCACAUGAAAUUUGCUACAAACAAGGGAAACAUAAGAUCUGCCAUUACAAUUUUUCCACAAAGGAGGGAGAACAUGAAAGAUUUCAGAAUUUGGAAUUCACAGUUUAUCAAAUAUGCUGGCUACAAACAGCCUGAUGGUACAGUUGUUGGAGAUCCAUUUAGUGUUCAAAUGACCCAGAUAUGCGAGUCUUUGGGAUGGAAAGGAGAAGGAGGACCAUUUGAUGUUCUGCCCCUUGUUCUACAAGCCAGUGGACAAGAACCUGAAUUGUUUGUCAUUCCUCCUGAUCUUAUCAUGGAGGUGCAGAUCACGCAUCCAAAGUACCCCUGGUUUGAAGAACUAGGCCUUAGAUGGUACUGUUUACCAGCUGUGUCAAACAUGAUUUUUGAUGUUGGUGGCGUCGAGUUCCCCUGUGCUCCGUUUAAUGGCUGGUAUAUGUCUACCGAAAUUGGUGCGAGGAAUUUCGGUGAUGUUGCCAGGUACAAUAUGCUUAAGCCUGUGGCAUUGAGAAUGGGCCUAGACACACGCUCUAAUACAUCGCUUUGGAAAGAUCAAGCAUUAAUCGAGCUGAAUAUAGCCGUUCUUCACAGCUUUAACGCCAGUGGAGCUACGAUAAUGGACCACCAUACAGCCUCUGAGUCGUUCAUGAAACAUUUGGAAAACGAGGAGAAGUUGAGAGGUGGAUGCCCCGCUGAUUGGGUUUGGAUUGUGCCACCGAUAUCAGGAAGCAUAUGUCCUGUGUUCCAUCAAGAAAUGCUUGCAUACACUGUGAAACCGACAUUUGACUACCAGGAAGAUCCUUUCAAAUAUUUUCCUAUUGACAAAAAAGAGGGUCUUAGGAAGCGCCGAUUUGGUUUCAAAGAAGUAGCAAAGGCUGUGAAGCUUACUGCAAAGUUGAUGGGAGAGGCAAUGAAGAAGCGACACAAGGCAAUCAUAUUGUACGCAACAGAGACAGGAAAAUCGGAGAACUAUGCUCGAAUUCUUGGUGAUCUGUUCUCCCAUGCUUUCGACCCAAAGGUAAUGUGCAUGGGAGAUUUCAACUUUCCAGAACUGGAACACGAGCAACUGGUUUUGAUUGUCACAAGCACUUUUGGUAAUGGAGAAGCACCAAGCAACGGCGAAUCAUUUGGGGAAUUGCUGUACAAACUUAAGCAUCCUCCACCAAGAUCUGCCGUGAGGACACGUCGACUUAGCAACAUCCACAUACAGCAAUACAACAGUAUUGACCGCGAUGGAGGAGAUAGCUCACAGCCCCUAGCUAAUCUAAGGUUCUCUGUUUUUGGUCUUGGUUCAAGGGCCUAUCCUCAUUUCUGUGCCUUCGCACAUUCGUGCAGAAAUCUCAUCGUUGGCCUGGGUGGGGAGGAAGUUUUUCCAAUCGGAGAAGGUGACGAGCUUUGUGGUCAAGAAGAGUCAUUUAUGAGCUGGGCAAAAGAUGUGUUCAAGGCCGCAUGUGAAACAUUCUGCACUGACUUCUUAGCAAACGAAUGUGUUGACAGCCUGGCUGUAUCAUCUACGUCGUGGAAGAAAGGACGGUUCAGAUAUGUUGUUGAUGAAGCUAAUGAAACAGCAGAGCAGUCACAAGGUCUUGAGCUGGUGCACCACAAGAAAGUCUACUUUGUCGAAGUCAUUUCCAAAGAGAAACUCCAGCAUCCAGAUUCAAGCCGAUCAACUAUCCUUGUCCGCAUGAGUACUGGAAGCAAACAGGAAUUGUCAUACGUGCCUGGUGAUCACCUUGCUGUCUUCCCAGAAAACAGAGAAGAACUCGUCGACACUCUGAUUGACUUACUUGAUGAUGCUCCCGAUCCAGAUGCACCACUCAGGAUGGAACUCUGUAAAGAAGUAUCAGGCCCUUUCGGUCCAAUAAAGAAAUGGGAGGUGAUGAAGCGCUUGCCGGAUCCGUGUACACUACGAGAAGCAUUGACUCGGUAUUUAGACAUUGCAACACCUCCAACACCACAGCUUCUUGCACAACUUGCAAUGCAGGCCACCGAUCAGAAGGAAAAGGAAAAAUUGGAAGAACUUGGCAAGGGAUCAAGUUUGUACGAAGACUGGAAGUUUUACAGAUUUCCAAAUCUUGUUGAAGUACUCCAGGAAUUUCCCUCCGUUAAAGCAGAUGUAAUGCUCAUUCUGACCCAGCUUCCACUUCUUCAAUCGCGCUAUUAUUCAAUAUCUUCGUCGCCAUUGCUGUAUCCAAAUGAAGUGCAUAUUACUGUUGCUGUUGUGAAUUACAGAACCCAAGGUGGCCAAGGUCCCUUGCAUCAUGGUGUUUGCUCAACUUGGUUGAAUUCCUUACACCCUGGGGAUGCAGUGCCAGUACGAAUAAGAUCAGCACCCAGCUUCCAUUUGCCUGAUGAUAAAUUCCUCCCAGUUAUUAUGAUUGGCCCAGGAACGGGCAUAGCCCCAUUCCGUGCAUUCUGGCAGCAACGUUUCUACGAGAUUCAAAAUGGAACAAUGAAAGAGGACCUUGGACCUAUUGAAUUGUAUUUUGGCUGCAGAACAUCAAAACUAGACUUCAUCUACAAAGAUGAGUUACAGGAAAUGUCCGAAGGAGGAGUAUUAGACGGGCUGCAUACUGCUUUUUCCAGGGAGCCUGGACAGCCAAAGCAAUACGUGCAAGAUUUGCUCAAGAAAAAUUACGAACAGAUAUGUGAAUUAAUCCUGCUAAAUGGAGGUCAUAUAUUUGUGUGCGGUGAUGUUUCUAUGGCCUCUGAUGUCUCUAACACACUGCUUAAUCUUCUGCAAGAAUUUGCUGCUUUGUCUCAAGUCGAAGCACAAGAGUUGAUGGCACAGCUAAGGUCAUCUGGAAGGUACCACGAAGACAUCUUUGGAGUUACAUUACGAACUGCUGAAGUUACGGAUCGUGUUCGUUCUGCUGCCAAAAGGGCGUGGUCAUUUGUUGGUGGUCCUGCCAAGCAAGAUAAGGUGGCUCCAGGAAGGCGUCAUACUCAAACCCGUAUUGAAGGCUAUACUAACAUGGAACGUUCACAAGCUGGUGCAACUCAUAAAUUGUCACUGAAUGAUAAAAUUUUGGAAAAUGAGCCGAUGACCGAUGCAGAGAAAAGCAUCUGAGGCAUUCACCUUUUCGGAAUAGGUUGAUUUGAAGUGAAAAUCAAGAGGUGUUACCAUGUAUUUAAAUUCUUAUCUCUGCCUUAUGGAAUGGAAAAUGUUUGUGGUGUGUUAUUUACAAAUUAUACUAUCAAACAUAUCAUUUAUUUUUUAUUAGACAUUAUUUAAGCUAAUUAAACCAUUUUGAAAUUUGUAGGGGUGAUGUGUUUUCAUAAUUUGCAUACUUAACUAGCACUUGAAGCAGUAAUUUGAACCAAUCAUAAUUGGCCUACUGUAUUUUCUUGAUUUUAAACUACAAUCCUUGCCAAAAGUCUUGGUACACCAAGCUAAAAUUUCGCAUAACUUCAGUAGCAUCCCCCUCUCCCCCUUGAAACAAUGUUGAAUAACAACAGUUUCAAAGCUUGAAAUUCGUCCAAUGUCAGUUUAUCAGUUAGGGUAAGUAAUAGGCUUUUCAGCCAACAUUGUUUUUAGGGGGAGGGGGGAUAUUUCUGUAUCUUACAGCCGGAAACCUUUAUUUCUUCAAAAUCAUCAUUUGUCGCAGGGUGUUCCAAGGACUUUUGUCAAGGAUUGUACAGACGAUGGUUAUUUUAAGCAAGCGUUUUUGAGGAUGAUUUUUAAUGGAGAGUAUAAAUCAGGUCAUCUUUUAUUUCAUCCUGGUUAAAAAAUGCCUAGGUUGGUUGAUAAAAUUAGAGAGGUUAAAACCAAUUUAAAAGAAAUUUGACUCAUGGUCCAUUUCUCAACACUUUGUGUUUAUGGCAAAAAGUAAGAGGCUAUAGCCCUCUCCAGCUUCCUGCUCCAUUGUGACUGAUGCCAUAAGUCAUUUUCAUCUCAAGUAAAAGUUUAGUCGAAAUGAUGAUCUGGCAAAGAUUCCCUGCCUUUACAAUGUAGUCAUAAAUGCUGGUGGGGUAAGAACUGACAAAGAACAGCAUGAAAAGGUGCAGUUUGACAUUCAAGAGCCAGAGGAGGAGGAGGAGGAGGAAUUUUAAGGAAAUUGAUGAUCACAUUCUGGAAUAUUGUCUGUAGAGUGUGAUUAUUACUGCUAUUAAGAUUAGUUUCAUUUUGAGAAAUAAUUUAGCAAAUAUUUGCAUUUGUAGAUAAGGUUUGGAAGAUGUAACAGCUUGUGGUCAAUUGUGUGAUUCAAUAACAUCUUGUGAUCAAUUGUGUGUUUAAAUUCGAUAUAAUGAUUUUAAGAUUAAAUGAGAAUGAAUGAAAUAUAUUUUGCUUUUGUCAUGGCAUUAGUUCUAAAUAGGGGGUUGGGAUUCUACAAUGCCAAUAAAAAGACAAAUUGCCUCAUGAUCACACUAAGCGAGAAACUCAGAGUUGCAACUUUGAACCAUCCUGUUCUAUACACCAUAAAGCAUAUACAGCUCUGGCAAAAACAAUAAUCAUUAUUAAAAUCCUAAGACAGAUAGAGCUUGGUCUUUAAAUUCGCAGAGGCUUGCUAAGAGGAGUUCUAAUAUUGGUGUAGUUCCCACUUCAAAUAUAUUAUAUUAAUUUUCAUUUUUUUAUUAGUUAAACAAAAGAAAACUAAAAUUUUCUGGUGACUAAAGGUUUCUGUUUGACUCAAGACUCAGAAUAUAUCAAAGAC